AUGUUUAUGUUCGACUUUUCAAAUACUCGCCAAACUUUAAAAGACUUAGAAAACGAUUUGCGAUGCAGUGUUUGUGGCAGCCUAGCAGGAAGUCCCUGUACCUUGGGUGGAUGUGAACAUAUAUAUUGCAGUGCUUGCUGUGAGAAGUUGCUGGGUCAAAGCUGUGUGGUAUGUCACAUUCCUGUUCAUGUCAAAGAUGCCCAGGUGAACAGGCAGCUGUUCAACCUUGUGAACCUCUGUAAACGACUUGGUCAGAUUCUGAACAACGCAGGGAGCAAUGAUUCAGAAAACAUAAUAGAACCUGAAGUAGAAAACAGUGCGACUAAAUCUGAUGCCAUCCCAGAUGUUUACGACUUUGUGAGUCCUGAACUCUCUACUCCAACCAAGCUAUCUCACAAACAGGAAGCUUCACGUAACAAUGGAAAACAGAAAAGAAGAUCUAGAUCAUCAAAAAUCGGGGAAAAGUUGUCAAAUCCCUGUCAAGAAAGUUUGCCAUCAAACAGCACAACUACAUGUAAUCAUGACUUGACAAGCAAUAAGUCGAGGGGGAAAGCUUUAAGUCCAGGAGUCAGAAGGAAAACUAGGUCAACGGAACCAGAAGACCAGACCACCAUGACCCAGUUCUUUGACUAUAUGGAGACCAAUGAUGAAACCAACAUUGACAAUGGCAGCAGUGCCGCAGCAAAUUUCAGUUCAGCAGAUAAAAGUACUGAAAAUAAAUCUGGUGAAAAGUCUAAAAAAGGCAAGCUUAUUGGAGAGUCAAGAUUUAAGAUGGGAAAAUCAAAAGGUUCUAAAAUUUUAAGAGUAAGAAAGACCCAGAAUAAUGACGAGGAAGAUGAUGAAGAUUUAUCCUUGCAGAAAAGAGAUGAAGGGAAUGUGUCAAAAGUCAAUAUGUCUUCUAAUGAACAAAACAGCGGUGACAGAAGUGGUCCACAUGAAGUAUUUGAAGUUCAGGAGGAGGAAAGAACGUCAAGUCGACCAUCUAACCAUCUGAAGAAGGCCAAGAGGAGUGUUGGUGCAUGUGAAACUACUUCCUCUAUCACAGUGCCAUCUGACAACAAAAAAGCCAGGAGAAGUGUUGGAGCUGCUUCUACUUCUAUUGACAGAAAGAAAACUAGAAGAAGCUUUCCAGCUUGCCUAAGUACAGAAGAUGUUUCUUUUACAACUCAAAAAUCCGAAAAAAUGACAAGGAUUAGCUCACAUCAACAGAAGAAUCAGGAUAAUUUAAACUCUUCUUUGAGUGGUUCUGGGAAAGGAAGUCACUCUCUCAUUGACAAGAAGAAUGCUAAAGGAGAAACCCCACUUCAAGUGGCUUGUAUCAAGGGGGAUUUAGAAAAAGUGCAGUCACUUCUCUCAUCUGGAGCAAAUCCCAACAACAGAGAUAAUGCGGGCUGGACACCACUGCAUGAGGCUUGUCAUUAUGGCCAUGUGGAGAUAGCAGAGAGACUGAUAACUGCUGGGGCACUGAUUGAUGUCCCAGGAACUGAGAACGAGACGCCAUUACAUGAUGCUGUCAGACAUUUAAAGGUGGACUGUGUCAAACUACUUGUUCAACAUGGUGCUUCAGUAAAUGCUAGAAAUAUAAAAGGUCUGAGUCCUGUCCAGUUAGCUGGGAGUAAUGCAGAGUUAAUGUCUGCCCUGGAAACAAAGGCUCAGGACAUAACAACACAUACAGCUGUCCAGGUUGACCCUCUUUCAUACCAAAGUCCAUGUUUCCUUAGCACAGGCCUGUCUAGAGACCAGAAAAUCACACUACAGAAGUGUGCCACCAAACUCCAGGCUAAGGUCACUGAGGAUUUCUCCCACGAGGUGACCCACAUAGUGACAUCUUGUAAUAAGAAUGGACUUUGUCCUCGGACUAUGAAGUACCUACAAGGAGUACUGACUGGACGCUGGAUUGUAAACAUGGACUGGGUAGAAAUGUGUCUGGAGUAUGGGAUGAAGGUGUGCGAGGAGGCAUUUGAGAUCCCGGGAACUAGUUCAGAUCCUGAAUCCCAUUCGGCACAGAAAGGCAGAGUCAAUCGUCAACAGCAGUUGCCAGGAUUAUUUGAUGGAUGCCAGUUUUACUUCUCUGGAAAUUUCGAAUACCCAACCCCCGACAAGGAGGAGCUUAUUGAUCUGGUAAAACUAGGAGGGGGUCAUGUGAUUCAGAGAGAGCCCAAACCAGGCCACAUUCCUGAAACAGACCUCACCAUACCCUACCACGCUCCUGCUGGCAUGGAAACCUGCUGUAUAUUUAUCAUCCAUGACAACAAUUGUCAAUUUCAGCCAAUCAGAACUCCCGUGAUAACUAGUGUGAGGGCAUCUUGGGUAAUGGAUUGUAUUAGUCAGUUCAAAUUAAUUAAAACUACAGUGUAACAAUGACUAUAAGGUUUAUUUAUGGCUGUUUUUGUUAACAUUAUGUACAUUGUAGUAAGGAGUAAUCAUUAAUACAUAUAAAGACGUAUCCAUCUUGCUUUUGUACAUACUUGUACAUUUAUUGUAUGCAUAUUUUUAUCUUAAUUGGUCUGUAUUGAUUAUCACUACUGGGUUUGUGAAUAUGGAAAAAUGAGAAUGCUUGAAAUUGGAUAUCUGUACAAUUGUAGAAUUUGAUAAAAUUUGUUUUAUCUAUGCAAUGAAUAGAAUGAACAAAUUAAAUAUAAUAC
Saccostrea echinata is the source of this 2645-nucleotide messenger RNA. RefSeq names its product BRCA1-associated RING domain protein 1-like. Gene Ontology annotation, molecular function: protein binding. The coding region runs from base 1 to 2358 and encodes 785 amino acids. The transcript has 13 exons. NCBI's taxonomy places the organism in Eukaryota, Metazoa, Mollusca, Bivalvia, Ostreida, Ostreidae. The record is from RefSeq and is a predicted model, not a curated record.